AUGUCCACACGCAGAAAGAAAUCCGAGACUGCCCCGGCCAGGGCCGAUCGCGCCCAACAACCCGCCGCCGAGUAUGCUAUCAGCUCGGGUAACUACCAUGAGGACCUGCUGCACGAUCUCUUUCACGUCGUCCGAUCCAUCGACCCCGAUCACACUCCGACCCUCGUCGACAUGAUCCGCAACCAUGCCUCGCUGGACGAGGUGCGGGCCUACCUCACUCGCGCCCUGGCCGCUGCCCAGCCCUCGACCCCAGAUCAGGAGGACGCCCUGCACCGCCUGGAGGGUCUGCGUCAUGGUAUUGAGGUCGAGAGUGAGCCCCCGCGCUUUCGCCCUCAGAUCAUGGACAUCCGGUAUUUGUGCAGUAAUGCCCCUUAUCGCGUCCCUGCCAAACCCUGGACUUCGGUCACCGACGACGAUGACCUCGUCUCCCACUUGGUCUCCCUCUACCUAAUCUGGGACUAUCCCUUCUUCGCCUUCUUCGACAGCGCAACCUUUAUUAAGCACAUGGCCAUGGGCAACACCGAGUCCGACUUUUGCAGCCCCUUCUUGGUUAACGCCCUGCUGGCCAACGCUUGCUACUACUCCCAAUACACCGAAGCCUACACUGUUCCCGGUGAUGUCCGUACCAAAGGAGCCGAUUUUCUGGCAGAAGCAGAACGCCAUUUACAAUCGCAUCAGUUUGAGAAGGGAGGCGACAUUCGUCUGGCAUCUUUGCAGGCGCAUCUAUUGCUGUAUGAGAGGUACUCUUUGUCGGGCCACGAUGACUGGGGAUACACUAUGUUGCAUCGCGCCAUCGAGAUGGGAGAGUCGCUAGGCAUCGUCAACAAGAAGACUGACUUACGCCUCUCCGUUUCCCAAAUGUCCGAGGACAUGAUCGUCUCCAUUAAGCGCACCGCCUGGGGCCUGUUCCAGGUAGACACGGUCGUCCACACCAACUUCCUCCGGCCAAGCCGCGUUAGCUCCGUAAGUGUCGAGCCUAUCGACCGAAAUGGCACGAACACGAGCGACAUGUGGGCACCGUACCCAAUAUCUCAACAAUCCCGCCCGUCGUACCUAAACCUUUAUUUUGAUGAGGCAUGCAAGCUCUCCUUCAUUGCCCGCGACAUUUCCUGGAGUCUCUCCCGCACCGAUCGGUCGGGCACCGAGCCAGAUCAGCGCAAGCAAGAACUCUACGACCGGCUCAGUGCAUGGGAAAGCAAUCUUCCCGAGUGCUUUGAUCCGGCCACGCGACCGGCACCACAUCUACUAUUGCUCAGAAUGCGCUACCAUACACUAGUGAUAAACCUCUGCUGCGAUCGAUUCGGAUUCCACCCCAUACUCUCCGAGGGUGACGAGCUUACGCCCCGAGAGAGUAAAGGAUUUAGCGCUGUGGAAAUCGCCCUUUCGUCAGCGCGAACCAUCGCCGCGCUCACCCAGCAGCUAAGGGUGGAAUACGGGAUGGAACAUGCCCACCAGUUCGCCAUGUACUCGGUCAAUCUGGCGCUGUUCACCCUUCUCGGCCAGGACACCUUUGAUAUCCUCGACCGCGACUUCCUCACCUUGACCAGCGCAUUGUCGAUCAUUGCCUGCCGCUCCCAACUGGGACGCCACCUCUUCCACCUCUUCAAGCUGUCGGUGCGGUCCCGCAACCAGGGCGAUCGGGUGCAGCAGUCGCAGGAGGUGCCACCCGGGAUCAAGGAGCUGUUCCAGCCAGACACGAUGGCACAGGUGCCCGACCGGUGGGAUAGAUACGCCGAGGGGUUAACCAAAAUCGAUGGCGAACAGAGUUAUGUGGACCACUUCCAGGACGAUCCCCAGUCGUUAGCUACCUCUGGACUGCACGAGAUGCUGCAGCGAUACGAGCGGUUAAGUGUAGGCAAGGACGACGAGUGGCGCGACCGUCGGCCAAAGGGAUUGACGCAUUUUUGA
This is a messenger RNA of Aspergillus tubingensis, 1908 nucleotides long. RefSeq names its product transcription factor domain-containing protein. Gene Ontology annotation, molecular function: DNA binding; zinc ion binding. The transcript is spliced from 6 exons. Lineage: Eukaryota; Fungi; Ascomycota; Eurotiomycetes; Eurotiales; Aspergillaceae. Gene Ontology annotation, biological process: DNA-templated transcription. The coding region runs from base 1 to 1908 and encodes 635 amino acids. The record is from RefSeq and is a predicted model, not a curated record.